Penicillium hordei is the source of this 1794-nucleotide messenger RNA. RefSeq names its product Hsp70 family protein. Bases 1 to 1794 code for a protein of 597 amino acids. The record is from RefSeq and is a predicted model, not a curated record. Lineage: Eukaryota; Fungi; Ascomycota; Eurotiomycetes; Eurotiales; Aspergillaceae. The transcript has 7 exons.
AUGAGUACCAAUAGGAUGGAUUUCGAAGAUCAUGACUGGGACGAGGAUGGCGGCAGCUAUUCAGACAGCAGUGAGCCCGAUCUCGACGGCCUGAACCUCACGGAGAAAGACGAUGUUCUUGUUAUCGGCAUUGACUUUGGAACUACAUUUUCCGGAGUCGCAUACGCAACGGAGAGCGAGUUCCUCGCAAAGAACAUCAGUGUGAUCAGCGAAUGGCCAGGCUGCGGCCGUGAUGAGGGUAAAGCCCCGACUGAGCUCUUAUAUGAACAUGAAAACAGCUGGUGGGGUUAUGAUCUCCCUGAUGUGGGCGAUCCAAUCCGCUGGUUUAAGCUUCUCCUCCUCAACAAUGAGGAUCUCCAAGAAGGUGUCAAGUCCUCCGCAUUCUACCUUGCGACAAAAGAAAAGGUUCAAAGGGAGAACCUGAAGCCGGUCGACCUGGUCGCUGACUACCUACGGUUUCAAUGGAAACAUGCACUGGAAGUGAUUGAAAAAUCCCGUGGGGACCAGUUUCUACCCUUCUUGAGAUUUCACAUUAUGAUAACCGUACCCGCAAUUUGGAAGGGAUACGCCAGACAAAGCAUGCAGGAGGCAGCGGAAAAGGCAGGAAUAAUGGCACCUCGAGAUAUCGGCAAGACUAGGCUCAGCUUUGUCCUUGAACCGGAGGCGGCUGCGAUGGCGACUCUCACUGAUCCGGAACACCAGAGUUUGGUCAAAUCCGGCAAGAUGUGGCUUAUCUUGGAUGCAGGGGGUGGAACAGUUGAGCCCUAUGUGGUGGGUGGGGCCCUAUGUGGUGGUGUAUUGAUUGACGAAUGCUUCCAGCAGCUGUGCAAGAAUCGCCUCGGCCGACGCUGGUCGCAUCUCAGUCCCAAUGGUAUCAAAGAGAUCAUGGGCGAUAAGUGGGAAAAGAAAUACAAGCGCGAGUUUGUCCCAAAGCAAAGCAAAGAAGAAUAUCCAGUUCCCAUUCCCGCCGAGGCUUACAAGGGCGGUGAUAAAGACCUUAUGGAAGCCCUUGCAGAGUCAUUCGCCCGUAUUGAUGAACUGGUUGAUGAGCAAAUCAGUAAGACCAAACUCACUCUCCAGGGGAUUAUCCUCGUCGGUGGGCUAGGGUCAAGCCCAUAUCUCCAUCGGCAUCUAAAAGAGAGGUACUCGAAGGCCCGAUUAAACGUCAUCAAAUCAACGGGAAUGAAGCCACGAACAGCAAUUUGCCGUGGAGCAGUCUACAAAGGUUUUGCUCAAGAUCAAAGCAUGGGUGCAGAGGAUGAUGACGACGACUUUAGACCUCAACGUGUCGCUCCCAUUACCGUGACAUCAACCAUCUCUCGCUACAGUCUCGGGAUGCCGCACUAUCAAAAAUUCGAUCCCUCGGUACAUAGCAAGUCCGAACCGGAUUACAAGUGGCAUGAUGAUGAAGGUGCUUUUAUAAUCGAUAACCGAGUCACGUGGUAUAUUCGAAAGGGAGAGAGCGUUUCCAAGAUCGACCCCGUGCGACAUUCCUGGGCGCGCCUCUUGAAAAAGAGUUUCCAAGGAAGCUUCACCGAGAGACUGGUUCAAUGCGAUAGCAGUGAUCCCCCUCACCGCUGUGAUGACGCUGUGAAGCCCUCGUGCGAUCUGAAGGUCGCCAUCGAUGUGAAUAUAUCUAAGCUCAAAGACUUCACCAGCGCCGAUGGGAAGAAGCAGAACAAGAAACUAUUCUAUGAUGUGGAGAUGGUCCCUUCCGGGGCUGCGAUGGAAUUCAAUUUCUACAUCGACGGUAUCAAGCAGGCUUCUCACAACAUCAAAGCCGAAUAUGACUAG